GUGCACCUCAGCGCACCGAGUGCAUCCUCUACGGAAACUUGAAACAUGGCCACAUUCGUGCGACACACGUGCAAAUAAAUACACGACGAUGGACGCGGCUAGUGAAUCAAGGAAAAAACGUAAGCGAAGCUCACGGAACGAAGAUGAAACGAAGUCGAAGAAAAGGAUCAACGGCUUUGUCGAGGAAGAAACUGAGCGAAGUACAGCGGAGAAAAACAUCAUUUCCGAGGAAGGCAACACGAAAGACAGUAUUUGCAGUGCAAUGCAGGGCAAGUUCGAUGGGAAAUACUUCAGGAAACUUUUGUCUACUCCCAAUUGCUUAUACGCUCUGAAGAAGUUUGUGACGAUCAGCAAUGCGAACAAGGAAGUGGACCUUGCAGCGGAGUACUUGCAUGCUAACGGCAGUGUUCUUGAAAUCUUGAAAUUAUUGGACUCUUCUGACAGAAAGAACAUAGAUAUUACCACUGUCUUCUCUGCAAUUAAUAUUUUACUCAUGAAAAUUUUGACCGAGUAUCCUGAUCACCAAAACAACGCGGUAGAGUCUUGCCGCCAUCUACUGAAUGCGCACAUGUCCAUCAUACAUUCCAUGCUCUCGAUGCAGAGCAAUGCCAAGCAACGCAAAGUGAUGUUGAAAUUGCUGGCGGCAAUAGUAUCCUUGGGUAGCAAUCUCUCAAGGGAAUUGCUCGCUCAUUUGUCGCUGCAACAGCAAGUACUGGAGAAUCUGGUACGGCACAGCAAGUAUACAGAUUCCGAGAGCGUCAGAACGUGCUUCAUUUAUUUUGUUCUCGCUUUUCUUGUGGAGGGAAACACGUCGGUGAUCAAAAUGCUGUUGGACAAGAACAAUCUGCUCUCCUCUAUCUUUCCAGAACUCACAUACGAUUCGAAAGACAUUGUUAACUUGGUUCUGACCACUGUGAAGACAUACGUGCUGGAGAACAGCAACAUCAGCAAGACGAUAAAACUGCACGCCUUUCCGUCGUCUGUUGUGUUAAAUUUGAUAUCGCUGUACAAUUGGAAAGGUCCAAGUAACCGGUCCAAGAAUGAAAAUCACAGUUUCGAUAAGAGCGAGGAGUUCCUAGCAGACAAAGAGGUUGUUAACAACGUGGUUCACGAAUUCCUACUCACUCUGCUGACGUCGCAUCGUUAUGGGAUUAUUUUUCACGACCGGACACUGGGUGGUUCGCGAAACAGGCACAAUCACGUAGUGCAUGCAGUUCUGCAGAACUUGGAAAAACCGUGGGAACAUGAGAAGCCGUCAGACUUGGUCGUUAAAAUAAUGAAAGCCUGUCCGGAUUUAAUUCGCUCGCAAUAUGGCAGCGUCGAGCCAUUCCUCGAGCCGCGAGUCUCGCCUAAAUGGAUUUGUCUUCUCAAAUUUGUCAAGAAGGUAAUCGAAUCAGUCGAUCCGACCACUUGCGUCAAGACCUGCUCUACGGAUCUGACUACAAACAAUUUGACAAACACGCUACUGUCUCUGACAGUUCCGAGCGUGAUAAUGAAAGGUGCCAUUUUGCCAGGAUUAGGCCACGAUAGUCUCUCGGUUAGACACGAAGCUUUGACUCUUUUUCUAGUAAUAAUUCGUCAAAUAAGAGCUAUUUCUCUGGCGGCGAAAGAGUUUUAUAAAACCGUCGCGGUUCAAAGUCAAAUAACCGAUUUCGUUCUGAGAACUGUUCCCAAUUUCGAGGCAAUUUUACGGGUGUGGAAGCGAGCUUUCGAUGCCAAUGUGAUGGUUUCGGAAAAUGUAGAAAAUGUUCAGAACCCGAAACCGGCGGACCAUCUCAACAUUAUCCUGAGCAUUCUUCACUCGUACAGGGACGUGUGUCCGGAAUUGUUGGACGGUUCGACGGAUUUACAACCAAGUGUACUGCUGACGGAUCUGAGCGGUCUCGAAACCGACGAUGACGGGGCGGAAGUGAAUGCCGACGAAUUGAAACGCAUGAGAGUCAAGGCGAUACAGUUUCUGCUCGUCACGGACACCUCCAUUUUCGCGCCCGGCGAGAAGAUUUUCAAGGAGACUCUCCUCUUUUUGAUAUCUCUCAUUCGUGAAAAAGCGACGCCGGAGAGCUAUGACGCUGCUGGAUUGUUAUUAAACGCGACCGGUUUAUUUGAAUCUUGCGACGAUCAAGUGGACAUUUGGAUCAACGGCUUCUUGGCAACGAUUGAUCCUAAAGAGUACGAAGAGUUGGCGAAGUGGUUCAUGUCUGUCCUUAAAAGUGCUAUUAAGCGUACCGAUAAAUAUAUAAAUAGCAUCACGCAAACGGAAGGUACCAUAAAUGAGCGAUUGGCUAAUUUCGACGUUAAGAAGGCGAAAGACAUAAUCAGCGAACUGUUCAACAAAGCCAACGAAGCUUGUGACCUACCUGAUAGAGAAUCUUUCACAGCAGAGUCGUCUUUAAUCAAUAAACCGAAUUUACGUACGAAAAAGAAUGAUAACGUUGGCGUUAAUAAAGUCAACGAAGAGCUUCCGAGGAACGCUAUUGGACAGCCAACUGAUAAGUACAUGACGCAGAUGAACGAGGGAGUGAUUAACUUUCAUGUUAAAAAGGCGGGUAACAUUAUCAACGAACUGCUUAACAAGGGAAACUGUAAUGGCUUCGUAAACGAUGUUACUUUUUCUACGUCAGCGUUGACAUCAAUUAACGGGCAGCUUGCUGGACGUCUUGACGUGGAAAAAAUUCACUCAACCGAUGAUUCUUCCAUCGAGCUCCACGAAGAAGACCUUAGCUCCUGCAGAAUGCAAGCUUGCACGUCGGUGUCGCCUCUUUUGUGCUGUGCGCUUCAAAAAGUAAACGAAAAAAGUUCCGUUGCCAUCUUAGCUUAUUUGUCUUACGUGCUGGUCCAUAGUUUGCAUCAUCAAAUUGUCCCGGAAUUGCUGGCCCAUAUGGCAACGGACUUGACCAACUUGCCAGUCUACAAGUACCUUCAGAGUUGGUCAAGUAACAGCAAACCGGUUUCUUUAAAGAACAAGUUGCCGUCUUUGAAGUUAUUGCGCAAAGUGAGUAAUAUGUUGCUGACGGAUACGGAAAUGGACGUAGCCGAAUUUUCUAAAAUGUUCGACGGUCUUUCGUCAUGCUGCUUCAAAUACGGCGACAAGGAGGUCGCGAUUAAACACUCUUUGUCCUUGUACGAUGUCAGAGUCUUGCUAAAGAUGACCACGUUUUAUUUGGCGCAACUAUCGCAGCGAGAAAUCAUGCGAUAUGACCAGAACGAAAAGUGCAAGUUCGUACUCAUGUUUCUGUUAAACAUUGCGCGGUCUAUGGAUCAAGGGAACAACACGUCGAUACUCGGCGAAAGCGCAAAGUGUGUCUUCGCUCAUCCCAUCCUGUUGCAUUAUUUUUCACCGUUUUGUGGGGAAGCGCUGAGAAACUCGACGAAAAGCAUGGUCACCGAAACUAUCCUGGAAAUCUGCAAAGUUGUUGUGCAAUUACGGGGAAAAUAUGGUGACGCAAGAAUAUACAAUCUCUUCUCGGCGUUCAGAGACAAGUUUCUAGCGCAACUGGGAAAUAUUAUUGAAAACAAUCCUCCGGACUCUCGCAAUAAUUACGAUAUUGCCAUUGAACUGCUGAGAGUAUUGCCGUUGAGAGCGCAAGAAGUAACGAACUUGUUGCUUGCUUUAAUGAAGCUGGAAGAAACUGCAUUUAUCUCGAGCGACGAGCGGAACUUAUCUGUGUUUGGACAUAUUGUGCCAGUAUUGCUGGGUAUAUCAUGCAGCGAGGAGUCAAUGUUGCAACGCGACCAAUAUCAUGUUUUGGACGACCGGUUUGUGGCCAAGCUGGGCUCGCAUUUGAUUUAUCUGAAGUCCAAGAAGGUAAAUCACGUGGAAAAGUGGGAGCGAGCCCUGGCGACAUACUUGUCCACCUUCCCGAGCAAUAUCGUCAAAUUCGACAGAUCCACCUUCGCGCGUUUAUUGGCCAAGGGCGUUGACGCGUCUACGAUCCAGCUGCUGACAACUCUAAUUGCGAGAAAUACCAAGCUGAUCCCGCCGCUGGUGGAAUACUUCCUUAAAGCAAACAAGCCGAAGCGAAUGAAGCAAGCCGAUGUUGUAUUCCCGAUAUUGGGCAGCAAUUUGCAGCACAAGUGGAACGACUGCUUUCUUCGCGGUCUUUGCGAGUGCCAUGCCGACAAUAUCGUCGCGUACUUAACUGACCCGCAAAAUCCCGUCCGUUGGAUCGAAGAAAAUAUCGCGGCAGUUGUCCAUCUGAUCGAGAACGCUUUCGAGCUCACCACGUGCGAGAAAACUUGCGACAGCAUUUCCCAGAGCGGCGAUAAACUGGACAUGGUGUCUGUUUGUUUCGUACGAUUAGUAGAAAGUCUAUAUAAGAGGCACGAGAGUCUGAUAACGGACAAGGAGAAGCCUCUGAUGGAUCUGAUAAAAAUACUUUUGCACGUGAUGACCGCGACGUUGAAGAAGGAAUCGAAGAACGUGGAGAAACUGAAAGUUUUGUGCGAAAAGCUGGACAAUACGGUAAUCUGUUUAAGAAGAUUCAAACGCGAGUUCGUCUUUAGUACGCUCAGUAAGAGCUACUCGUGGCCACAAUUCACCAGGUUUUCCUUGAGGUUGGGUCUGAAGAGUGCUGAGAACGAUGAGAUUCGAACGGGCGUACUGAUGACUCUGAGUGGUCUGUGCGACAUCGCGUAUGAGGAUAACGCUGAUGACGAAUACGCGAAAACGUUGUUCGAGAUGGCGACAUCCCACUCGGAGUUCGUUAAUAUAAUGCUCGGAUCAUCCAGUGUUAAAGGCAGUCUGGUCGAAUUACUGAGGAUAUUGACUCGGAAAAAUUACUCGAUGAUGACCGUUUCCCACGUGCCUCUCUAUCUCGCAGCUUACAAUGCCACCCUCAGCCAUACCGACCAGCGUAUUUUGCAACUUCUUCAGCAUUACGAAGCCCAUAGUAUAAAAAUUCAGCAAUACUGGCCGUAUUUGUGGGGGAACGCCGCAGCGAUACGUUACAGCAUAAGAGGAGAAGUGGACAGCGCCCUUUGGCGGCAACCAUCCACUUCCGAAGUGUUUAACUUAUUCGACGAGGACAUUGUCAGCGAUACUAUAAAGAAUUAUCCUGUUCACCGAGCAUUAAAGGACGACAGCCUAUACGAGAACAGCAACGUGUACGAUCCGGCGUUUUACCUGCCUCUGCUGUGCUCUCUGCUGGCGGAGAACAACGUUGUCGCGUGCCACAAGAUAAACCACAGUGGUGCGUUAGCACUGGCACUCGCUGCAUGCUGCAGUGAUUCGAACGAUGUUCGAAUGGCAGCGUACACCACCAUCUCGAGAUACUACUUCCACUUGGAAGCGUCCAGGUCGAAAGAGAAGUUGCUGUGGAUGCGUUUGAUCGACGCUUUACGAAAUGGCGUCGUAUCGCUAAAAUGUCCGUUAAAAGACGUCCGUCUGAGCUGUUUGGUAACCACCUUCCUCGCUAGGACCGCGUUAGUUGCUAGUCAACCGUUACAUCCGCUUUACUCGCCACUGCAUACCUUCCUAAUGGCCAAACCUGCGUUGGACCUGAACACCAUACCUGAACUGUUGCAAUUGCUGCACAGCUCGCAUGUAGACCACAAAGCGCAUCGGCAUUGGAUCCUGGAAAAUAUCCGGGACGGUAUCAAAGAAGAGAACGACAUAGAUGUGGCACUGAAAUGCGUAUUAUUUAAGAUGCUUCUGGACUUUCACACUUGCGCAUUGUCGGACGCCAGGACCAAGAAACUCAUAUUGGAAGUUAUUGUUUCCACCACGAAAAUUCCAAAAUCGUCUUUGCUCCUCACGCGAGGAUAUGGUGUGCUACCAUGGCUGUACGGAAUUAUCAAUCAUUCGGACGUUUGUGAGGCGGAAAGUGACGCUAUCAUCACCAUAAUUGGGAAUCUGUUGAAUAGCUUAGAUAGUUUAACGGAAGAUACUACUCAUUACAAGUAUUUGUUACUUAGCAUCCUUUUGAAAUUAAAUGCGCACUUUCCUAGAAACGCAACGAACGAGUUGUCCACUCGUUACGCAAAUGUUCUUCAACGAGUGAUUGUAGCAAAAGGCGUGAAAGGAUGUACGGGUAAACGAAGCCUCAAAAGGGUUCAACAAGUUUUAUAAGCCUAGGUGACAAAUGUUGUUUUUAACAUGUUAUAAAAAUCUAAAUUACUUAUAUUUA
This is a messenger RNA of Dinoponera quadriceps, 6125 nucleotides long. RefSeq lists its product as uncharacterized. Gene Ontology annotation, cellular component: nucleolus. Bases 89 to 6067 code for a protein of 1992 amino acids. Gene Ontology annotation, biological process: maturation of LSU-rRNA from tricistronic rRNA transcript (SSU-rRNA, 5.8S rRNA, LSU-rRNA); maturation of 5.8S rRNA from tricistronic rRNA transcript (SSU-rRNA, 5.8S rRNA, LSU-rRNA). The record is from RefSeq and is a predicted model, not a curated record. Lineage: Eukaryota; Metazoa; Arthropoda; Insecta; Hymenoptera; Formicidae. The transcript has 9 exons.